Molecule: messenger RNA, 4337 nt
Organism: Acanthopagrus latus (yellowfin seabream)
Lineage: Eukaryota; Metazoa; Chordata; Actinopteri; Spariformes; Sparidae
Gene: pex3
Product: peroxisomal biogenesis factor 3
Exons: 12
Coding region: 329-1417 (362 amino acids)
Biological process (GO): protein import into peroxisome membrane
Cellular component (GO): peroxisomal membrane
Molecular function (GO): protein-macromolecule adaptor activity
Source: RefSeq, a predicted model, not a curated record
CUGAUUAGACCAGAGCAAGCCUGCAUUAUACUGCCCUGAUGAAAUAACCAAACGAUUUUAAACUGAUUUAUUUAAUAAUUUGUGUUCAGAUUGGUAACCGCUGCUUUGCGCUUUAUUGUGAAAUCUCUAAUCGGAAUUUUGGACAGCCAGCCUUCUCUUCCUGUCUUCAGCGACAUGCUUUGGUAGUUUUGACAGUUAGCAUGGUAGCAGGGAGUUGCUAGCUAACAGAAAACUCCUCAAAUAACAUGUCCGUUAAACAGUCAGCAAAAAGUUGAAAGUACGGAGUGUUUGUUUGAGUUUUAACUUCUGAACUUGUCACUGUUCGAGGAUGUUUUCGUCUGUCUGGAAUUUUAUUAAACGCCACAAAAGAAAAUUUAUCUUCACCGGAGCUGUAGUUGGAGGAGUGUACUUCCUGGGUAAAUAUGCCCAGAAGAAGAUCAGGGACAUUCAGGAGAAGGAGGCGACCGAGUACAUUGCUCAGGCCAGGCGACAGUUCCACUUCGAAAGCAACCAGAGGACCUGCAACAUGACUGUGCUGUCCAUGCUGCCUCCGCUGAAAGAAGCCAUCAUCAAUCAGCUGAAUUCAGAAAGUCUAACUGCACUACUUAAGACCAAACCAGCCAAUAAGCUCGAAAUCUGGGAAGAUUUAAAGAUCAUCAGUUUCACCCGCACCAUCGUGGGCGUGUACAGCACCUGCAUGCUGGUGGUUCUACUGAGAGUCCAGCUGAACAUCAUAGGAGGAUACCUGUACCUUGACAACUCUGUGGGCAAGAACACAAUGACUCCUCUGGCUCCUCCAGAUGUUCAGCAGCAGUACCUGUCCAGUAUCCAACAUCUACUGGGAGAUGGUUUGACAGAGUUGAUGACACUAGUGAAGAAAGCAGUACAGAACUCCCUGGGAGGCAUGUCUCUGAAGCAGAGUCUGUCUCUGCUGGAGGUGGAGCAGCAGCUGAGCUGGAUCAGAGCAGAGGUGGAGGCCGGCUCUGAGCGGCCGCUGUCCUGGUACAUGCUGGCUGACAACGAGAACGCACUCGCUGAUCAGGCGUGUGGGCUGACAGAACAGGAUACUUUGACCAUCAGACUGUUGAACGAGACCAGAGACAUGUUGGACAGUCCAGACUUCACCACGGUCCUGAACGCCUGUUUGAACAGAGGUUUCUCUCGUCUCCUUGACAACCUGGCUGAGUUUUUCCGGCCGCCUCCCGGUGACGCCUCCCCGAGCUCUGCACCUGAUAGUCUGUCUGCAGUCAGCCUGCCGCUGGCCAAGAUCAUUCCAAUCGUCAACGGUCAGAUCAACACCAUCUGCAGUGAGACUCCGAGCCACUUUGUUCAGGACUUGCUGAUGAACGACCAGGUCAAAGAGUUUGCGGCCAACGUCUACGAGACCUUCAGCACGCCACAGGAGCUGCAGAAAUAACUGACACACGAGGAGAGAAGGAGCAUUCAGAGGAAGAAAAGACAGACGAAAACAGAAGUGAUACGAGCCCUGGACUGUUGAUCCCUCCUUCCUUUUCUCCUCCAAACCCUGCAGACAUUUCACUCUGUGACAGUGUUGAGUGACGGGAAAACAGUCCACGAUGAAGCAGCAGUGGGAGCGUCUGUGAACAGCGCCACUGUGGAUUACCAAACUGGUUGCUCUGGGGAUGUAGUCGCAUCAGAGCCUGUGAUCAACCCUGAGAGCAAUGCAUCUUGGGAACUGAGUCUUAUUUACCCUGAGGGAAGACGCACACUGAGUAAAAAGUGUGGUGAAGGAUCGGUCACAACUGUUCAGAGCUGAUUUCCACUUUUUCACACAGGAUGAGACUGACAAAGCACCAGUUUACGUUGAUAUACCAGAUUCUCCCCUUUUCCAUCGGCAGUGGUGAGUGUUAUAUGUCUUCUCAUGUUUCCAGCCCUCUGCUCUGCACCUUCACUCCGUCUGGAUAUCAGAAUGGUUUACAAAGUGUACGGUUCUCUUUUUUCCUUUCUUUAUUUUCACUACAUAAUCCAGGUUGUAGAGGGCAGUGUGCAGGGUCAGACAGAUGUGGGCUGAUGUGUCAAUAGAGACAAUAUUUUUUUGUGCUGAUAAAAUGUUUUUAAAUUGCAUCUUUUUUUUUGUCACGAGGGAAAAAAAAUCUUCAGCAUCGUUAUGGGUAAUUUGGAGGCUGGAAGGUUUCUUUUAUCCCAUAAUUACUUAAUUUGCCUGGAAAAUGUAUUGAAGCCUGACAUAUUUAUAUCGAUUCGAAUUGUAUAAAAGGUGGAGUAACCUAUGCAAUUCUAGGAGAAGGAUAGUUGGUCAUUGAGAGUCAUUCCCAGGUCAUCUAAUACCGAGGCUUUGAGUCGAUGAUGCACUGCAUCAGAACUUUUAACGCUCAGUAAAUACAAUUAUAAUUGAACGCAACUUUCCUCCAGCUGUCCAGGACCAGGGCUGCACAGUAUUUCAUCUCAGCAUCGACGUCGCAAUGUGCACACGUGCAGCAGUUAUGUCACAGGAAGUGCAAUGUUCAGUGAGGCAGUCUUGGUUAUUUUAGAAUAAGAAAUGGUGAAAAUCACAGAUUAACUCCAAAUUAGAGUGUAGUCAGAUCACUGAAUUAUAAUGUGGAUCACCUUAAAUGGUUUAAAUUGAACUAACUUUGAACUAAAAACACAUUAUUAACAAAGUCACACCAGUCCAGUAUUGGGCGUGCAGAAUUAAAGAUGUUCUGAAAAACGCUGAGUUGUUAAACGUUUUACUUCAGCGUCUAAGAACCGGCGCUGUAGGUGUUGUUUAAUUUCUGUCCAGUAGAUGUCACUCUUCUCCAUGGACUCUCCUGAACAUCCCGUGUCUCUAUUUGAAGGGCUUCAUUCCAAAGUUUUUCAAGCUAAUUUCAAGCUAAAUUACAUUGAAUACAUUUUCGAUCUACGGUUGAUGAAAAUAACAUUAGGUAACCUGACUUUUUGAUUACAUCCAAAGAGAUCAUUUUGUAGGAAUGAACAGCAUUGUUAUCACUUUUCUCACACAUGGCAGGUCAUAUUGUCUUGGAACGAUGAUGACGAUUGUGUUUCCCCUCAUCUCUUCAUGUUUUACACCUCUUUUUUCACUACAUUUGUAUGUAUGUGACUUCUGGAAAAGCGUCUGUGUGAAAAUUAAAAGACAGAUAUCCAAGAGGCCAAGACAUCUGAGAGAGCUCUGUCCCACCCUGUCUGAUUAGAUAUGUGAAUCAGGUGUGUGCAGCCAGAAGCGAUCUGGUAAACAGCUAAACCAGACCUAAAGAUGGUGAGUUUACUGUCAGAGAGCAGGAAAGAAACCUGAAAAUCUUCACAUUCACUGACCUGGAAUCAGAGAAUUUAGACUUUUUUCAUAGUUGGCUGACCAUUUAUCAGCUGACAACUAACUGAUUAUCGAUAUUAUACAUUUAUUGUUGCUGCCCAGAUUUUUGUAUUUGUCUACCUGACAUGAACUCAAGCAUAACAAAAUAGUAAACACCAUUAAUAAAAGGCAAAAGUCUUGUUAAUUAAACCCAAGAUGAUAAUUAUUUCACUGCUGACAAUGAAAAGCUUUAUAAACCAUUUAUUGAGCAAUUGUAAAGUUGCACCUGCUGACUUUAAUAUUUUGUAAAUGCUUAAAGGUGCAACCUGCUGCUAACUGUAGCUGCUGUUUGCUUGUUAGCUCAGUUUCAGUAAAAAUCUCUGCAACUCAAAACGGACCUCAUAAUGUCAAAGUUGAUAUGUCCUCACAUUCUGUUGAUGAGUUAAGUUUUGAAUGUUUACAAUUGAAAUUCUUACAUGCUGCACAUUUAAUGAAUCAUUUAUAAAGCAUGUCAUCAUUAGCACAAUUUAAUUAACUAUAAAUAUACCAUUUAUUAAUGAUUAUUACUAUAAAGUGUUGCCUAAUAUUAUUUCUUGAAGCUUUUUCUCAAUCCUGUUAUAGGUGAUGAGUUCAGUCCAGUUCUGCUGUAUAAAAGGAAAACACUCUCAGAUCCUAAAAUCAUCUGAUUGGCCAAACAAGCCCAGUGAUACAUUAGUAAAGUAAAGCGAAGCUGUGGAAGUCUUGAGACUUGAACUAGUUAAACAGAAACGCCUCUGAAGCUUUGGUGGCUGCUGGGAUUUACCCACAAGCAGCUUGUGGAGAGGAAACGCGAGUCUGUCUCCUCUAGUGUCAAAUUCAUUUUCCUCCUUAGGAGAUGAGUUAACAUCAAGUGACAGCUCAGAUAACUUCCUGAUUCUUGGAUCACAUUAACUGUCAGGUGAGAAUGUAAACCUGUGUAUGUAAUCGGCAAUGUUAUGCUUUUUGGAGCAGAACAUCCUGAGUGACAGCUGAAAAUGUAUGUUUGUAGAGAUUUAUCGAAGAGAUAAUAAACGUCAAAUGUGAUUUCAUA